Messenger RNA from Zygotorulaspora mrakii, 2058 nucleotides. It is a transcript of the gene RSM22, whose product is annotated as tRNA methyltransferase RSM22. Lineage: Eukaryota; Fungi; Ascomycota; Saccharomycetes; Saccharomycetales; Saccharomycetaceae. The transcript has a single exon. Gene Ontology annotation, biological process: translation. Bases 1 to 2058 code for a protein of 685 amino acids. Gene Ontology annotation, molecular function: methyltransferase activity; structural constituent of ribosome. The record is from RefSeq and is a predicted model, not a curated record. Gene Ontology annotation, cellular component: mitochondrial small ribosomal subunit.
AUGUUACGAUCUAUUAGUCUCAAGUACUCAGCUGUUAGAAGAAGUCUGUCUAGCUUUUCAAGAGCAUCUUUGGAAGGCCUAGAUUUCGAAAAUAGCAAAUAUCCAUCGAAUAAUGAUCUAUCGUUUGGUGUAACUGUAGACUCUGAGGAUGAUAUACGGGUUAUUGAAAGAAAUGAUAUACUUUCCCAAAAUGCUACCUCUCCAUUCAGAAAAAAAGACGGUGAGCCUCUUCAAGGAAGGAAUUCUCAAGAGGCAAGAGUAUUACCAGAAACUCUACAGGCUAUGAGUUUCAGAGAUCAGAUUGAACUCAAUCCUCUGGUAUCACAAGUGAUAAAAAACAACAUUCUGUCAGUACAAAUCCCAAACAAUUUGAGAAGAUCAGCAUCUAAUUAUUAUGUAGAACUGUACCGUGAUAAAUUGCAUCGACCAAUGAAAAGUACAAUGGAAGUUGAUUCACAUAUUGCAGCCAUUUUUCAGCAAAAUUAUGCAGCAAUAUAUCAGACCUUGACAGAGUUAAGAAAACGUUUGGGGAAUAGAGUCUUCAAUCCUCAAAAUGUACUUGAUGUUGGUUAUGGACCUGCUACAGGCAUUGUUGCAUUGAAUGAUCUUAUGGGUAAAGACUAUAGGCCAAAAAACAAAGAAGCCGUUAUUAUUGGUCACAUAGAUAUGCAAAAACGAGCAAAACUAAUGCUUAGUAGGCAAUUGAAUGAGGUUCGCGAUGAAACUGUUACUGUUGACACCGCAGAGAAUUCCGAUGAUAUAGUAGAGGGUGAAGAUUUAGUUGGUGAAGUGAUGACCAAAAAAAUCAACAUAAACACAAGGUUGACAAAAAAUGUACCUGGAUCUGGACAAUAUGAUCUGAUAAUAAUAACUCAUCAACUAUUAAAAAAUGAAGAGAAAUUCCCAAUACAAAUAGAUGAUAAUUUAGAACAUUAUUUGAAUUUAUUGGCGCCUGGAGGUAAUCUAGUAAUUGUGGAAAGAGGAAACCCAUUAGGUUUUGAAACAAUUAGUAGAGCAAGACAAAUAAUGAUCAGACCAGAAAAUUUUCCGGAUGAACAUGGCAAAAUACCAAGACCUUGGACUAGAGGAUCAAUCAAAAAAACCAAAAUUGAAUCAAAAAAAGAUGAAGAAUCAAGGGCUAAUUUCGAAGAUGCAAAGAGACUCUUAAAGGAAAUAGAUGAAAAUCAUGGACCGAUAAAUGAAAAAGAACUAGAAUUCGAACCAGAGUUGUUAAGAGAACUGGAAAAGAGAGAGGAAGAGAACGAAAAAGCGUCAAACAUUAAUUUCUAUCUCAAGAUAAUUGCACCAUGUCCGCAUCACCGUAAAUGUCCUUUACAAGUUGGAAAUCCAAAAUUAUACGAACAUGAUAAAGAUAACAAACUCAAGUUCUGUAAUUUUCAAAAAAAUGUACUAAGAAGUAAGUUUAGUAUGGAACUGAAAAAAGGUAAAAUUCUGGCAACGCCAUGGCAAACUCCAGAAGAUGGUAUUGGCAUGCCCGGAAUGGCAAAUGCAGGAACCGGGAGAAAAAACGGGCAAAACUAUGAACUUAUAAACUAUUCUUAUCUAAUUGUUGAACGGUCACCAUGUGACAAAGAAUCGAUUGAAAGAAUAGAACACGAAAGAGAGAACGCAACAAACAGAUUCGAAAUUGGAUCCCUCGGCGAUAAGACUCAAAAUACAUGGCCACGCAUCAUCAACCAACCCAAAAAGAGGAAAGGCCAUGUUACAUUAGAGUUAUGUGGGUCGUCUGGACAACUGGAAAAAUGGACAGUGCCAAAAUCCUUCGAUAAACAAAUUUAUCAUGAUGCAAGAAAAUCGAUGAAAUCUGACCUGUGGCCGCUCGAAGCAAAGACAAAGUUGAAGGGUUCGGUAAAUUUCAACAUCGCUAAGUUAGAAAUGCUGGAAAAAGCAAGGAUUAAACGCCUGAAGAAGGACGCGAAGGAGCGGGAUAGAAGAAUUGAUGAACUCUUCCCACAUGCUCAUGAGACCAUGGAUAUCGGUACUCUGGCAGAAGUAUAUGGCCAUGACUACGCAAAAAUGGAUAAGAAAAAAACCUAA